GAUUGAUGGGCAAUACAAAAGCUACUUAAGAGCCAGGGGGGUCUGUAAUGCUUUAGAAAGCAAUAGGCAGUGCGGUCACCAAGCAACAGGCCUACCGAACCCACUACUAAGUCCAGUGACAAAUGCGAUGGCCUUACCAAGUCUAGCACAUUGAAACCCGAAGAUGAUCCCACCUGCAAUAGGACGAUCGAAUACUUUGAUGCCACUUUGAACUUCUGCAGCGCCUUCAAACCUGAUUGAUUAUUGUAUCUGAUUUUCUUGGAACCCCAUGGUUAUACAUAAACGUUACAUUUCUUGAUGGCAACAAAAACUAAAAAUAAGCAUAUUUCAAGACAAGAACUUAAUGCGGCAAUAAAUUCAUUUCUGCAUAUUCAAAACACCCGGAUGAUUCUUCUUGAUAACACCAAGAAAUUACCCAGAAAUUUACACAUAUCUGAGAAGUCCAUAAACAAAGUACAUACAUGCGUAUGAGUGAGGGUGACAAAACAAAUUAAUAAACGUAGGCAAUAAACAUUAAAUACAUUGCCAAAGCGUACCGAGAUAAACGAUACAACAGAUUAAAUCCUAUCGGUAUUUAAAGGCCACUUAGGUUCUUCAAGGUUUCAGUGUGCAAAGUGUAGCAAGGUUAAAUCGACAAUGUGGACGAGUGUAAUUAUAUCCCUGCUCUUGGUUCACUGCCUGCUUGCUGGGCCAGCUCCUGCACUGAGGGAUUCGGACGCGGGGUCCUGGAGUGCGGAUGAGGCGUGUCAGGAAGCGGUUAAAUCGGUCAUGAUUGCGAACCAGAAUGACUCCACAUGCGCCACUUACGUCUAUUGUUAUGUCAAUGAUUCAACUUGGGCACUAAUCAAAAGCUGCCACAGCGGCCUAUUCUUUGAUGCCGAUCUCAAAUUCUGCAGUAUACGCAAACCAGCGGGAUGUGUGUAAAAUGGGAAAGCUUUAAAACACAUUAGUUAUGCUUAAAUAGUAGUGCACUAGAUGUUACAUAUGAAUGAUUUCCUAAUUUAUUGCAUUAAAAAUUAAAAACACUA
Drosophila erecta is the source of this 1028-nucleotide messenger RNA. RefSeq lists its product as uncharacterized. Gene Ontology annotation, cellular component: extracellular region. The transcript is spliced from 4 exons. The coding region runs from base 637 to 924 and encodes 95 amino acids. Gene Ontology annotation, molecular function: chitin binding. NCBI's taxonomy places the organism in Eukaryota, Metazoa, Arthropoda, Insecta, Diptera, Drosophilidae. The record is from RefSeq and is a predicted model, not a curated record.